Molecule: messenger RNA, 192 nt
Organism: Symbiodinium necroappetens
Lineage: Eukaryota; Dinophyceae; Suessiales; Symbiodiniaceae
Source: the annotation of a GenBank genome assembly
AUGAGCUCUUCGAUGUUCUGGAUCCGCAGUGCACUGGGCAGGUCAGUGUCGGGGAGUUUUCUCGGCUUCUUCAGGCUUACCAGCAGGCUCCGAAAGCCGCAGAUGCCCAUGCUGCCGCAGUCCGCCUUCUCGAAGGCCAGUCAGGCCCAAGUCCGCACAGUGGGCAGCCCGGCACUGUGCUCAGCCCCUUAG